AUGGGCGAGGACAUGAUAUCGGGCGGCUUCAGCACCAAAGGCGAGCCGCCAAUUCAGAUCAGGGGCUUCUCCCUCGCGAAGGCGACUUUGCUGGCCGGUUCUGUGAUCACUUUGGCGUCGUUUUGGGAGUUCUUCGGGCAGAAGGGCGGCAGUGGGCUGGGCAGCCUUGGGUUCAUUUACGGUGUUCCGAUAUUGCUGAUUGGGGUGGCACUGCAGUAUGCGGAGCUGGAGCCCUGCCCCGUGAGGACGACGUCAGAAGGUCAGUCGAGUUAGUCAGAGAGGGAGGAGGGACCGGUAGAUCUCGUCGUCUGCGAUGUGCCUGGGAUACUUAUUGUCUUGGUAUGGCUGCAGCUGAUCGGAUGUUUGAUGCGAAGGCCACUGAGACCAUCAAGAAGAUCAAGGAGGACGUGACGCGGCACAGGUGAGAUGCGUGGCUUGUUAAGGCGGCCAGGGUGGCUGGCGCUGACUGGUUGUGUGCGCCGUGGUUGAUAGGUAUGGUGACGAUGCGCAUUUGGACACGACAGUGGAGUCUUUGGGUCUGUGGCCAAACCCUGAGAAGGAGCCGCCACAACUGCAAUACAUUCAGCAGGUAGGCAGGUAGGCAGGCCCGCUCAUGCAGUCGCGGAAGGACAGGCAGGCCAUGAGUCAGUCGCUCUUCCUGUGUGUGUGCCUGUGAUGUGUGUGCCAGGGUGUGUCGCCCGACGGUGAGCUGGAGUUCAUGAUGGUGUGGAAGAGCGAAACCACGCCUUUCAGGAUGUGGUGCGACGUCAACAGAGUCCUCAAGUGAGCCUUGCAGGGCAGGCAGGAGGACGGACACAGAAGCACACGCUCGUAAGUAAGGAUGGGUGUGGUGUGGAUGCCCAUCCGUCCCGUCUGCAGGUUUGACCGGUACUUCGGUCCGGGUGUGUGGGCGCAGACCGUCAAGGUGGACGGCCCCAAUAGGCUGGUGGGCAUCAAGCUCACCACAGGGGAGAGGAAGGCACCGCCAGUCGACCCACUCGCCGACGUCACCGAACAGGGUGCGUAUGCUGGCGGGGCGAGCCGAGAGGAUGCUGUCAGCAGCACGGGUGUGAAGUCUUGUGUUGGUUUGUUUGCCUGUCUGCUCACAGAGAUCAAGGCGACUAAGCCCAUCGUAGAAGUCGACGUGAGCCAAGGGCGAAAGAAGCAGAAGUCAUGCCAUCUGUCUAUCUCCUGCGAUGUGGAUCCUGCUGCUGUGCUGCAUGUGCUGCAUGGAUGAUCAGGGCAAGGCGAUAGUAGCCGACACGGAGGCACCGUACACGUUGUUCUACUUCCCUGAGGACCCCUUCUCGAGGAAAGUCAUGGAGUUCAUGGAGGCCAACAGCAUCGACCAGUCAACCGUCGCCCUCAAAAACAUUAUGGUCGGUCAGCUGCGACGUGUGGCUGUGACCCAGUCAGUAUACUAUGCACCAGCUCUUGUCUGUGUUGGGUAAAUUGUUCAGGAGUCGGACAAGCCUUAUCGCAAUCAACUGAUGGCACUGGGCGGGUCAACACAGGUGAGGUGGGUUUGGGCAGGUAGCUGAUCUGAUGGGUGGAGUGGAUGGAUCCAAGGAUGGCUAUGCGCAUCUGCCUCUGUGCGAUAUCAGGUGCCCGCCCUUCAGACGAGUCCCGACAGCGUCAUGUAUGGCUCGGGGGACAUCAUCUCACACUUACAAGACAAUCUCGUCAAGGCACCAACCACUAAGGAGGCAGAGGCGCCAAAAGAGAAGGGUACGUGCCUCACUGCGCCACAUAGAUGUCGGUGCACUCAUCCCUCUCUCCCUUUGUCUGUCUGUCUGUCUGUCUGUCUCUGUGUGUGUGUGUGUGUGUGUGUGCGUAGUCGAGGCACAAGAGGUGUAG
This is a messenger RNA of Vitrella brassicaformis, 1857 nucleotides long. The record is from the annotation of a GenBank genome assembly. NCBI's taxonomy places the organism in Eukaryota, Vitrellaceae.